GCUCUACCACAGCCACUUGUAUGUGCAACAGCCGCCGCGCCCCUCGCAGCCCGACCCCCACCUGCUGCUUCAGCGCAUCAAGAAGGUGCGAUAGACGCGCUGCACCACCGCGACGCCGCCCCCGUCCGCUGACGAUAGCAGUUAGAGCAAGACAAGGCGCGCCAGCGGAGGGAGACCGACGAGCUCAAGGGCCAGCUGCAGACCAAGUCUGGAGAAGCAGACACCCUGAGGAGACGCCACGAUGCCGAAGCCCGACGAUACGAGCGCCAGCUGGCCGACCAGCAGCAGUCGCAUGGCUCCGAGCUGGCGAGGCUGCGCGCUGAAAUGGACAGGCUGCGUCGCGAGGCCGAGUCAGCGCAGACAGACAGCAUGUUCAACCAGCACGAAGCCCGAGAGGCCGGCAUGGCACGACGCACAGCGAGAGUUGUGCCCUCACGACCCAAGUCGGCUGUCCCAGCCGUCAGCCCAGCGGGUACGCCCAAGAGGGGGCAAAAGACAAGAGCACCGCUAGGAGACGGUUUCGACGACGACGAUGUGGUAAUGGCGUCGCCAUCCAAGCAGCGCGACAGGCCCAAGACCGCGACGCCAAAACACGCCGGGAAGCGGAAGCGUCAGGCUAUUGACCAGAGCCCGCUGCCACUCCCUGCGCUACAGCUGAGUGGGCCGCGAAGCCGGCCGAAAGAGCAGGAGCUGCCGCCCGUUGCUGAAGCGAGGAUAGACGCUGCACUGCUGCAGUACUUUCGUCGCGACGACCGUCGGUUUGCCCUUUUGCACCGCCUGCUCUCUCACCCGUCUUCCAGUGACACGGACCGUAUACUCGAGGCACUGACUAAGCAUGCAUUCCCCUCCAAGCCGACCAAGAAACUGUCGUCCAUUGUGUACGACGCACUAGCAAAGAUGGCUGCAGACGAUGUUCAUGAGCUGGCUCUGCAUAUCUGUCAUGUCUUUCUCGACCUCUGGAAACGUUGUCAGAAUGAAAAGUACUACGCUCCCACCUCGCUCAUCCUCGACGCCCUGCACUUUGUCCUUGCAUGCGAGCCAGCUGAGACUGCAGUCAAAAUCUCCGAACGCGUUGUGCCCCUCAUAAUUGCUUUUGUCGAUCUUGUGGCUGACCCCAUCUCCAAAGCCGCCAAGGGCGGAGACAAGGCAAUUGCAGAUCUCUACUCACCAAGACAGCGCGAAAUCGCUGCCUGCAUUGAUGUUGAAGACUGUCUUGAGCUGCUGUACCUAGUAGCAAGCAGCUGUGCAUCUUCGCCGGAUGCAGACGCCAUAGUCCGCCUGUGGCAAGCGAUACCCUCAAGUUUCGCCAUCAUGUUGCUAGUCAAGGAGCAACCACAGGAGCAAAUAUCGCUCAUGUUACGCAUACUUGGCACCUCUGCACUCGCCACCUCGGUCGGGCCUAUCACAACAGCCGACUCGACUGCAGAAAGUCAGGCAAACAACGAAGAUGCUCUGAUCAAUCGGCUCACCAAUCUCUUCACCGAGAUACCCAAGCCCGUACCAGACCCUUCUGCGUCGCCCAAAUCUGCGUCAGCAAUCCCAGAGCCUGACCUAUGGGAUCUGCGUCUCCUCGUUCUCUCAGUACUCACCCAGUUUUCCAUCCCUGAGUACGGUUCCAGUCGCUUGGCACAGAACCGACUAUGCAUAGGCCGACUGAUUAAAUAUCUCGACCAUUGCAUAACCAGCCUCUAUCGACACCCAAUCGCACCAACCCAGGAGCACAAGGUGGAUUCCAUCAACGCGACGAUGAAGCUCAUCUAUCACGUAGCCACAACUAAUGCCAAUUUUGACAUCAAGAGCAAGUUGGUCAACACGCUGGGCGGCCAGCAUGCAUAUUUGGUUGCACUGACGCGGUUGGCUUUUAGCGAGGGAUUAGUAUUGGAAGCUGGAAUCGAAGACGAAGUUGUCAAUAUGGCGCAUGACAUUCUGGAUGAGGGGCUCAGCAUGGAAGAAGGCGAUGCAUUCGGGAAAGUCUUUAGCAGUGGCAGUGUCGCAUAAGCGCGUGCAUUGUACUUUUUGUAGGCUUUGCACGUAUGCUGUGCUUGACUUUUUGCUUGACUAUUUGCUUUGACCGCCGUUGAUCCAGACUCGACUGCACUCUUGAUGGGUUUCGAUGCAUCAUGUUCGGAUUCAAGGGAU
Exserohilum turcica Et28A is the source of this 2139-nucleotide messenger RNA. RefSeq lists its product as uncharacterized. The coding region runs from base 325 to 1998 and encodes 557 amino acids. The transcript has a single exon. The record is from RefSeq and is a predicted model, not a curated record. Lineage: Eukaryota; Fungi; Ascomycota; Dothideomycetes; Pleosporales; Pleosporaceae.